Heterocephalus glaber (naked mole-rat) is the source of this 2178-nucleotide messenger RNA. It is a transcript of the gene M1ap, whose product is annotated as meiosis 1 associated protein. Lineage: Eukaryota; Metazoa; Chordata; Mammalia; Rodentia; Bathyergidae. The record is from RefSeq and is a predicted model, not a curated record. Gene Ontology annotation, biological process: meiosis I; spermatogenesis; male meiosis chromosome separation.
GGCGGGACUAAGGAGCAGAAGCCCAACCUAGGCAGAGGCAGAGCUAGACACAGUUAAAGGUGGAAGUUGUACUCGGAAGUGUACUGGCGGUGAUCCUCUCGGGAGUGGCAAGUUUGCUCCAAUCGCUCGAAAAUAUCAAAUGCCAGUAUCUGUACUAUAGGGAAAAUAUGUAUAGAGAAUAGCCACGUUGUGGCUGUAAUUCCAGCUGGUUUGGCUGCCAUGCAUCAUGGGCGAACUAUUGCCAAAGGAUCCCCCUCUGCCACCCAGAUUAACCAGCAACCUCCUCGACUUCUCAUUGUGCACAUUGCUCUACCAUCCUGGGCUGACAUCUGCUCUAACCUUUGUGAAGCUCUUCAGAACUUUUUCUCUCUAGCCUGCAGCUUGAUGGGCCCUAGUCGCAUGUCUCUGUUCAGUUUAUACAUGGUACAGAACCAACAUGAGUGCAUCCUCCCAUUUGUGCAAGUGAGAGGGAACUUUGUUAGGUUGCAAGCCUGCAUCUCAGAGCUCCACAUGUUACAGAGAGAGGGUUGUUUCAGACCACAGAGCAUUUCUCUGCAGCUGGCAGUAGAGGAUGGGCUCCAGCAGUUCAAGCAAUAUAGCAGACAUAUGAACACAAGUGCUGCCCUGCCCUACACUUCUCUGGAGAUUACCAUCCUGACUUCCCAGCCUGGAAAAGAGGUAGUCAAACAGUUGGAGGAAGGGUUGAAAGAUAAAGACCUACUUAGAGUCAGGAGGCUUCAAGUUGUUGAAAUCAUAAAGGGAAUCCUAGAAGAUAUGAACUCAGCAUCUCCUAUUGAUGAGUCUGGCAAUGAUGAAAUUUCUAUCCUGGGAACUGACAUUGACCUUCAGGCUAUAGACAAUGAUGUUAUCAGCAUGGAGAUUUUCUUCAAAGCCUGGCUGCAUAACAGUGGAACAGACCAAGAACACAUCCAUCUUCUUCUUCCAUCACAAUGUUUCAGCACCCUUUCCAAAACCAAGGAUAAUCCAAUGUGCCUGAAAUGUGAUCUCCAAGAGCGUCUUCUCAGUCCAUCCCUGCUCCCUGGUACAGCUGAUGGCUCCUUGAGAAUGGAUGACCCCAAAGGAGACUUCAGCACACUUUACCAGAUGGCUUCCCAGUCAUCAGCUUCUCAUUACAAGCUCCAAGUGAUCAAGGCUCUGAAAUCUAGUGGGCUCUGCGAGUCAUUGACAUAUGGACUUCCCUUCAUCCUUAGACCCACGAGCUGUUGGCAGCUGGACUGGGAUGAGCUGGAAACAAAUCAGCAGCAUUUUCAUGCUCUGUGUCACAGCCUGCUGAAAAGAGAAUGGCUGCUGUUAGCCAAAGGGGAACCCACAAGCCUAGGACACAGCCAAAGAAUCCUUGCCAGUACUUUCUAUGUGAUUGUACCAUCACGCUCCCUCACACUUCUGGUGAAGGCAGUAGCCACUCGGGAACUGAUGCUGCCCAGCCACUUUCCCCUGCUGCCUGAUGACCCACCUGAAGACAGCCUUAAGAUUGUGGAAAGCAUACUGGACAGCCUGGAGCUGGAGCCCACCUACAACCCCCUGCAGGUUUGGAGCCACCUGUACUCACACCUGAGCAGCACCUUUGCCAAACCUCGUGGGCAGCUCUACUCAAGCUGGGAGAGCCGGGGCCCAAGAAAGGCUGGGCAGCUGCCAACCAACCGAGUUCGAGCCACAGUGGUCCCCCUGCCAGUGACUCCAGCCCCAGGCAGAGCCCCCAAGAUGCCAGCAGCCAGCAAAUCUUCCUCAGAAGACUUCUUCCUGCUUUCGGAACCAGAGGAAGAGUAUCCCUCCCAGCCCUGAGUCACGAGUGCCAGAGCACAGCGCCCCUGUUCAACCAUGUCUAUGCCAAGGCUUACAAAGUAACUCUGUAGGGCUGGGGAUUUAGCUCAGUGGUUUCGCUGCCUGCUACACAAGCACAAGGAUCCAAGUUCGAUCCCCAGUACCAAAAAAAACAAACAAACAAAAGUAACUCUGUGAUCAGAUCUGCCUUCUAUCCACUUGAGCCUCAGAGAGCUCAAGCUGACCCAGAAACAGAGCCCCACCCCACCAUCUUCAGUGCUGCUCCACCUCUCUCAACACACCCAAGCCUGUCCUUUCUCCAGCAGGGACUCUCGUUUUCUUCUGGAUCAUUUGAUGCUGUUAGUACAAAUGAAGAUUAAAUGUAUAGUGAGCCUC